GGCAGCCGGUGGGAGGCGAGCACCCCGUACCGCAACCCCCGGCGCCUCUACCGGCUGCCCGGGCCAGGCGCGCCUGCGCGCCUCAGAGGCGGUGCGCGCGGAGGCCUCCAGCCUUCCCGGCGUGCCCCGCGCCCACCAUAGAGCGCAGGGCCGGCCCUGCUGCUCUCUUGCUGUCUGUUCCAGCGCUCCGCUCCGCACCGCGCCGUGUGUGGGUGGGGGGGCGGCGCGGCCGCGGCGACAUGGCGGGCGUGGGGCAGGCGGGGAGUGCCGCCGAGGCGGAGCAGCACCUCAACGGCGAACUGCCGCCGGAACCUGAGGACAAGGACGGCGCGGAGGGCGGCGCGGCGGGGCUCGGCGCGGAGGAUGGUGCCAAGAAGAAGCGCAAGAAGAAGAAGAAGGGCAAAGCGGGCCCCGCGGGACAAGAAACAGAUAAAGAAAUGGAAGGUGCUCUUGAUGAUGUAGCAAAACAAUUGGAUAAGCAAGCACUGGAGGAGAAAGAAAAAGAUGAUGAUGAUGAAGAUGGAGAGGGUGAAGGAGAUGGAGCAACAGGGAAAAAGAAGAAGAAGAAGAAAAAGAAGAAAGGACCUAAGGUGCAGACAGAUCCACCUUCUAUUCCAAUAUGUGAUCUAUUUCCCAGCAACGUAUUCCCGAAGGGAGAAGAAUGUGAAUACCCACCAACGCAAGAUGGGCGAACUGCUGCUUGGAGAAUAACUAGUGAAGAAAAGAAAGCUCUAGACCAAGCCAGUGAGGAAAUCUGGAAUGAUUUUCGGGAGGCUGCGGAAGCACACAGACAAGUGAGGAAAUACGUUAUGAGCUGGAUAAAACCUGGAAUGACAAUGAUAGAAAUCUGUGAAAAACUAGAAGACUGCUCACGUAAGCUGAUAAAGGAAAAUGGUUUAAAUGCAGGUCUUGCAUUUCCUACUGGGUGCUCUCUGAAUAAUUGUGCUGCCCACUACACUCCCAAUGCUGGUGAUCCAACAGUCCUGCAGUAUGAUGAUAUUUGCAAAAUAGAUUUUGGAACACAUAUUAGUGGUCGUAUUAUUGACUGUGCUUUUACAGUCACAUUCAAUCCAAAAUAUGACAGACUAUUAGAAGCUGUAAAGGAUGCCACAAAUACUGGAAUAAAGUGUGCUGGAAUAGAUGUACGCCUCUGUGAUGUGGGGGAGGCCAUACAAGAAGUUAUGGAGUCUUAUGAGGUAGAAAUUGAUGGCAAAACAUACCAAGUGAAACCAAUUCGGAAUUUGAAUGGACACUCAAUUGGGCCAUAUAGGAUACAUGCUGGAAAAACGGUGCCCAUUGUGAAAGGAGGAGAAGCCACAAGAAUGGAGGAAGGUGAAGUGUAUGCUAUAGAAACCUUUGGUAGCACGGGAAAAGGUGUUGUUCAUGACGAUAUGGAGUGUUCUCAUUAUAUGAAGAACUUUGAUGUUGGGCAUGUGCCAAUAAGGCUUCCAAGAGCAAAACACUUGCUAAACGUUAUCAAUGAAAACUUUGGUACUCUUGCCUUCUGCCGCAGAUGGCUUGACCGUCUAGGGGAGAGUAAAUACCUAAUGGCAUUGAAGAACCUGUGCGACUUGGGAAUAGUGGAUCCCUAUCCUCCCCUCUGCGACAUCAAAGGCUCAUACACAGCACAGUUUGAGCAUACUAUACUGCUGCGCCCAACGUGCAAGGAGGUUGUCAGCAGAGGAGACGACUACUAACCUCAAAGCCACCUCAGCACCUUUAUACUCUAGGCUUUGUUGGAACAUACUAUACCAGAAUUAAUUUGCAACAUAUUGUCUGUUUUAACAGUGGACUGAUGUAAUACUUUCCAUAUUUGGAAAGGAAAGAAUUUAAUCAAAGGCAAGUCCUCUAAUGUAACUAACCAAGGAAAAAGCUUCCAGGCCUUUAGAAAUAUUUCAAAAGUUACUUAUUUUUUCUGUUCAGGGAAACACGUGCUAUAAAGUUCAAUUUUUAGUUUGGAAUGAGUUAUACAUUUUGUUUUGAACAUUUAUGAGAAAAGAUGCUUUUCAAAUAUUUAUAUUACCAUAUUCCUACUUGAAUGCUUUGAAUGACUACACCUGAUUUCUGCACCCAGGUCCUCUAUGAUAUUGCCUUUUAAACUUCCUGGAAUCCAUUUUGUAAAAAAUAAAGACAAAUUUUCAGAUCUAAAAAAAAAUAUAUAUACUUUUUAGAAGUCUGGUUAUGAUUCUGGUCAGGAGUCUGCUGGGAAACUGCUCUAUUAAAUAUUUUACAAACUUGA
This is a messenger RNA of Strigops habroptila (Kakapo), 2239 nucleotides long. RefSeq names its product methionyl aminopeptidase 2 (gene METAP2). NCBI's taxonomy places the organism in Eukaryota, Metazoa, Chordata, Aves, Psittaciformes, Psittacidae. Bases 240 to 1697 code for a protein of 485 amino acids. Gene Ontology annotation, biological process: proteolysis. The transcript has 11 exons. The record is from RefSeq and is a predicted model, not a curated record. Gene Ontology annotation, molecular function: metalloaminopeptidase activity.